CGCGUAUGUGCAGUAAACUUGUCAUUUGAUAUUUUAGUCUAACUAAUUGUACUAUCGAUACAAAUCGCGUCUUUCAGAGUGCAUGAUAUUCCUCAAAAAUGUCCUUCCAGACCGUCAAUAAUCCCGAUAUACCCUAUGUGGGCGAAGUCGAAGGAGGACUUUUCCCUGGAAAAAUGGUGAAAAUCCAGGGAAAAGUUCCAUCAGAUUCAGUCCGAUUUGCCAUAAAUUACCAACUCGGUCCAAAUUUGAAUCCCAGAGACGAUAUUGCGAUCCACCCUUUAAUUUUAAUUCGCUGCAUUUUUAUAGUUUAA
Belonocnema kinseyi is the source of this 311-nucleotide messenger RNA. RefSeq names its product galectin-8-like. Bases 99 to 311 code for a protein of 70 amino acids. NCBI's taxonomy places the organism in Eukaryota, Metazoa, Arthropoda, Insecta, Hymenoptera, Cynipidae. The transcript has a single exon. The record is from RefSeq and is a predicted model, not a curated record. Gene Ontology annotation, molecular function: carbohydrate binding.